CGAGGUCCGACAUUCUUCUACAGUUAUGUUCUUUCGCCUUGCGCUGUAAGAAGGAAGUCCGCAAAGCACUGCGAAACGAGCUUCGACCUUAGCUCCAAUGGCUUCUCCAACUUCAGAGGCAGAAUCGGCUGGAAAUAGAAACCUUCUCUCUCUUUACUCCAACUAUAUCUGGAAUCGUCUGCACGGUUUGUAUGCAUUCAUCGGCACGUUCUACAACCUUCAUAACGUGGCUGCUCGUUUUAGAUCACGCAAACGUCGGGAAUGCCUCCCUCUGCCAUUGCCUUCCAGCUCGCUGGACUCUUCUUUGUUUAUGAGUAAGCCAUCUAGAGCGUAUGAUGUUUUGGAGGAUAUAUUUGAACAUGUUCUGAAAAAUUUGCAUAGCAUUCAAAAGAAUCUGCAGUUUUGGCAGUCCAGAGCGGAGAAAUCAGAUGCUAGCAAAGCAUAUUUCAUGAUUCUUGAGAGAGGUCCAAGGGCUUUUAUUGAUGAAACAGUUCACUUGUUGCGUGGACAUGAAGCUAAUGGUUCUUCCAUACAGCAGCUGAGUCAAUCUGCAUCUGUCUAUAUAAACGAGAGAGUAACUGUCUUAAGUACCUUAAGAUAUUCACUUGCCACGUUCUUGGCUCAGGUUUAUUUUGAAGUUGAUAGAACUGGAGAGGAGUUAGUAAAGGAUCCAGAGCAGAAACUGCCAUCUUUAUUGGGUACAAUUAACGAUUUGUUCACAACUUUAGAAGCAUCUAUUGGACACAUACAUGCAAUGCGCCAGAGUGAUUCUUCUGUCGAUGGGACCUAUUCUUUUCCUCUGCUGUUUGAGAAGCUGCCGGAAAUAAAUCAUGAGGGGUCUCAAUGGACAGAUUGUGAAAUUAGCGAUGCUAUCAAUUCUGUUUAUCGAAAUUUGCACAAGCUGGACAGUUAUAUUUCUGUACUUGUUACCAAACACAGAAAGCCAAGGAAAAUAACUCAAUAUUGGAUCCGCUAUUCAUGUGGUGCAGUUGGUUUGUCAGUUUGCUCUAUCUGGCUCCUACAACGUAGUAGAUUGAUGGGAAGUUCAGAUAUUGACAAUUGGAUUCGAGAAGCCAAGGACUCAACAACUAGCUUUUAUACAGAACAUGUUGAGCAACCGCUUUUGUCUAUCAGAGAUGAACUUUUUGAGACAUUCAGGAAGAGGCAUGAAGGUAUAAUGGAACAAGAAGAGGUGAAGUUAACUUCCGACUCACUACACAGAAUGUUACUGGCAUUCAGUGAGCAGAUUAAAGGUGAAAAGUUACCUGAAAACGCCUCAGAUCAGGAAAUGCUUGAAAUAGUUAUGGCUCGGUAUGAGAAGGAACUGACGCAUCCCAUUCAGAGCCUUCUUGGUGGAGAGCUGGCUCGGGCUUUGCUUAUUCAGGUUCAGAAGCUCAAACUAGAUAUUGAGACGGCAAUGCUUGAGCUGAACCAAAUACUACGGGCAAAUGAAAUCAACUUUGCGGUUCUUGCUGCGUUGCCUACUUUUUUUCUCUCUCUCUUACUUAUCAUGGUAGUACGUGCAUGGUUCAAGCAGGACAAAAAAGCUGAGGGUAGAGGUAGAAUUGCUCGGCUUCAAAGGAGGCUUCUUGUGGUGGAGGUUGAGAAAAGGAUUAUGCAAUGCCAAAAUUUUGCUGAGCGAGGGAUGGAGAAAGAUGCACAAUGCAUGUUUGGAUUGAUAUUAUAUAGCCUGAAUCGCCUCUAUAGUUCUGUAAAGGGCCAUGCAGAAGCUUCUGGCGAAUGGCAAUACUUGCGACAGGAUAUAAUUGAUCUGGCGAGUCCGAACUUGCCAACUGCAUACAAGCUUACAGUGACUUCACGCAUGGAGACCGUGUAUGAUUGCCUACUUCCUGUAUUAAGUCGCAAGUAAUGUGCUUUAAUGUUUCUUUCUUGUUUUCCUUCUCUUUUCCUUUCCUUUAUUUUUUCAAAUGGUAGCUUCUCUCUUAGAUCAUCAAUGCCAUUUUUGGAUUUGCAAACUGUCUGAAAAUAUAUUAGACUUUAUGAGAAGGCCAAUUCUUAUA
This is a messenger RNA of Neltuma alba, 2021 nucleotides long. RefSeq names its product protein DGS1, mitochondrial. Gene Ontology annotation, cellular component: mitochondrial outer membrane. The record is from RefSeq and is a predicted model, not a curated record. The transcript is spliced from 14 exons. NCBI's taxonomy places the organism in Eukaryota, Viridiplantae, Streptophyta, Magnoliopsida, Fabales, Fabaceae. The coding region runs from base 98 to 1870 and encodes 590 amino acids.